AUUUUUCAUGUUAAGCUUUUCGAAAACAUUUUCAUAAAAUAAAUUAAAUUUAUAAAUCAGUCAUUAGUUUGUCAUAAGCUAAGACAGUUUAUUUUUAAAUAAUAGGGGUACAUUGUUGAGUUGUAUUUAAUUCAUACACGUAACAUAUAAUAAAAUAAUAUAUUAUAAGCGAUUAAGUGAAAGUCAAGUUCAAUAUGUGUGGAGGUUUUACGUGCUCUAAAAAUGCUCUUAUAGCAUUAAACAUUCUCUAUGUGGUUGUGGCCUCAAUUCUUAUAUCCGUAGCUGUAUAUGGCCAGGCUUCAGCUUUAACAACCUUACCUAUAGUUGGAGGGAUAAUGGCUUGUGGAAUUUUACUAAUUCUAAUAUCACUACUGGGUUUAGCUGGUGCUGUGAAGCAUCAUCAAGUCAUGUUAUUCUUUUACAUGGUCAUAUUAUUUCUUUUGUUUCUGGUGCAGUUUUCCAUUGCUUGUGCUUGUCUUGGAGUUAAUUCUGACCAGCAGGAGAUGCUGGCACAACAGGGUUGGAAUUCAGUUGACCUGGAUAUGAAGGAGCAGGUGCAGGAGAGAUUCCAAUGUUGCAGCUUUAAAAGCAGAGCAAUUGCACCAAAUGCCACCUUGGAUUACCCUUCAUGUGCUGUUGUUGAUGGAAAUUGCUGUAACCACAUGACAAUCACAGAUAAAUGUAAAUGUGAGCCAUGUAUGGAGAAGCUGAAGGAAACAAUAGAUUAUGCAUUUAAACUGUGUGGUGGAAUUGGACUGUUCUUCAGCUUUACUGAGUUUCUGGGUGUGUGGUUGACUGUAAGGUAUCGCAAUCAGAAGGAUCCUCGUGCUAAUCCUAGCGCCUUUCUUUGAAUGCUUUAUGGACUAAUCAAAGCUGUUCGCUGUAUGGAUCGCCCGACGUUAUCGCAACCAACCGGACCCAAACUACAAAGAGCCGCAUGCUGUAUUCCCUAGACAAAACUACUUAUAUUGAUUUUUAGCAUAACAGUAUUAGUUUAGUAACUUAUCACAAUACUCUGCUUACGAAAUUAUUUACCUACAUAUUCAUAAAAACUAAAUUGGUAUCACAGUUGUCAUUUCUUUUAGGCUGAAAUUUAUAGAGCGCUCGCAGAGAUUCAGAGUCGAGACAUGGCGUUAUCAUAUUUGUAUAUAAAACUGGUCUUUAUCCUGGUGGAUACGAUAAUUUUGAUCAUUAAGACCCAAUACACGAUACUUUUACGGCUCUGGUACGUUAGCCUGGCAUCAGAUAGUGAGCAGUCUCAAAUCCUUGGUUUCAUGUCAUGUUUCGACUCUGUAACUAGUAAGUUACACAGUGUGUGAGUACGCAAACAUUAGGAUUCAGUCAGGAUUUGAAUUAAUCGUGCUUCUGGGCAAGGAAUUAACUAAGCCUGAGUAGGUGUAUUCUUUCAUUAUUUUAUAAGUAAAUAAUCUAUAAAUUUUACCCUUCACCCACUUAAGACCGAUUUAGUUUUUAUUUAAUAAUUUACUUAAAAAGAACAACGUAGAACUUGACAAAUGUUACUGAAUUAUGUAAAUAUUAUUACUGCUAGUAUAUAUUUCGGACACGUUUAUUAAGUUUUAACGACAUUACAUCACCAGUGAACACAAAUUUCAUAGAAAUCUGAAUAAAAAAAAUUCUAGAAAAACUUAACUAUAAUUAAAAACAAACAAACAACUUUUAAUGGUAUGUUAUAGAUAUAUAUGUCUAUGUAUUACCUGUCUUAAGUUUAUCUACGUGUUAUGAUGAAAAAAUAAUUAUUAACGUACUAUAAGCCUCAAAAAGAUCUAGGUCUGAUAUUCAAUCCUCAAAUAGACUUAAGGGGUAACCACUUUAUGGUUUAAAAUUAAGGGGAAAGAGACGAAAGAGUGCAAGACUUUACUUUUUAUGAAUGUGGUGUUAUUAGUUUAUAAUCCAGUAAUCAACACUCAGUGUUAAAAUGUUUAUUUCGACUCAUGAGACAUCAAAAACGUUAUUUAACGAAAGUAAGCUUAGUAAUGCUCAAGAAUUUAAGUAUAAUUUUAUCUAGUUUAUUUAAAUCUAAGCGUGUAAAGACUAUGCUUCUUCGCUUCGUCUUCCUAAACAUAUUUAGGUUGCUGUUAUUAUAGUGAUUGUGUACGAGAAACAAGUUUAAGCCAUUUAAAAUGUUUGAGGCUAAUACAGUGUAAAUUUUUCAAAGGAGUGUUAAUCUGUAUUGUAUAUUAUGUUAUACAAAAAAAUUACACGUCGAAUUAUGGCUUUUAGGCAAAUAUGCAGAUUUUAUUCGAUAUAUGUCUACGUCAUUCCUAAUAUGGAUUUGAUACAAAACUGUAAUAGAGAACUUCAAUAUUUUAUAUGAUUUAUUUUUUCUUGCCAUUUAUGUUGUAAUGUACAUUAAUUGAUGUGAUAUAGCGGCUUUUGUAUAUGCACCUGUUUCAAAUGAAUUUUUAAAAGGCAUAAAACACUUCUAUUUACAUUUUUAAGUGUUGUACAAAAAAACCUCGCAAAAGACAUUUUAAAUUGUGGUUAUUUGUAUGAAUGAAUACCUAGGUAACACUGAAAAUGUUUCGAAAAUGAAAAACGGCUUAAUGUAGAAAGUUGCCAAUACUUUUGUUUUUCGAAGUAGUCUCCGUUCCUCUCUACACAUCGUCGCAUUCGAUGGAA
Pieris brassicae (large cabbage white) is the source of this 2640-nucleotide messenger RNA. RefSeq names its product tetraspanin-13 (gene Tsp97E). Gene Ontology annotation, cellular component: membrane. The transcript is spliced from 7 exons. Lineage: Eukaryota; Metazoa; Arthropoda; Insecta; Lepidoptera; Pieridae. The record is from RefSeq and is a predicted model, not a curated record. Bases 195 to 851 code for a protein of 218 amino acids.